Messenger RNA from Trichobilharzia szidati, 605 nucleotides. Lineage: Eukaryota; Metazoa; Platyhelminthes; Trematoda; Strigeidida; Schistosomatidae. The record is from the annotation of a GenBank genome assembly.
UUUCACACCUUUAUGGGAAUAAGUACGAAACGUUCAUUCAGUCUUUUUAAAAGUCUUGUUGAACGUCUUGGAGGUCAACGCUACUCGAGCGCUAUUUAAUUGCAAGCGUGAUGGCGGCCAAACGUAAGGGAGCUAAAAAGGUAGUUGAGGAGCAAAUAUCCCUUGGACCACAAGUCGCAGAAGGGGAGUUUGUAUUUGGGGUUUGUCACAUCUAUGCCUCGUUCAACGAUACAUUCGUUCAUGUGACGGAUGCAACUGGGGCUGAAACAAUUGUUCGUGUCACUGGUGGCAUGAAAGUAAAAGCCGAUCGUGAUGAAUCCAGCCCAUAUGCAGCUAUGCUUGCAGCUCAGGAUGUUGCAGAAAAAUGCAAGACUCUGGGUAUCAAUGCUCUUCAUAUUCGUAUCCGAGCUACAGGAGGAACUAAAGUCCGAACCCCAAGUCCUGCUGCCCAGUCCGCUCUAAGAGCUCUAGCACGUUCAGGAAUGCGUAUAGGUCGCAUAGAAGAUGUCACACCAAUCCCAACAGACAGUACACGUCGUAAAGGUGGUAGAAGAGGUCGUCGUUUGUAAAUCGUGAAAUUAAUAUAAUGUGGUUUGAAAUGUGUU